Molecule: messenger RNA, 504 nt
Organism: Truncatella angustata
Lineage: Eukaryota; Fungi; Ascomycota; Sordariomycetes; Amphisphaeriales; Sporocadaceae
Exons: 3
Coding region: 1-504 (167 amino acids)
Source: RefSeq, a predicted model, not a curated record
AUGCUUGUAAUUGAACCAAGUGUAGCGAGUGGUCCGAUCAGAGACUACAUUGAUGGGACGGAUGUUCUACCGGUGGGAAUCAGCGAUGUACUACAAGGUCCCAUAUGGAAGUAUCAUGUAUCGCAGCCCAUGUUUAACCAUAGUAAAGAGGUCGUCGCCCCUGUAACCGCUCAUAUCGUAAGCCUCGCCGCUGAAGAAGGCUUGUUCAGCAUUUGCUCGCAAAAUCCCGACCGGUUUAGGUCGUCCACGGGAGCCGUCAGGUCCGAUUCAGGUCUAUCUGCUCAGGAGUGUGAGGGCCCAGCCCGGCACAAGUUCAGCACGGCAGGUGCUACUUUGUUGAUGGAGAUCUAUCGACGUCAGCCGGCACUAGACGAUAGCUCCAUGUACAUGCGGUUUCGAGAUGUCUCUGGAGAUGCUCCGUCUGGUGCCGCAGACACUGUUCGCGCCGCCAUAGAACGGAUGGUCAAGGAGAUCAAGGAGUUUGAGAAGGCGUAUAGGAAGUGA